AUGAAGGCCUACACUUCAGCGUCUCUUCUUCUUACCGUCCUGGCGGCAGCCCAAGAGACGCCAAGACCCAAGGAUCAGGAGGUGACCACGACGUUGUGGUUUCCCUCUGUAACUCCCACGCCUAGCUCCCUUCCCGCGGCUCUCUACACAUUCAAUCCAACCGAGGGCGCGACUGUAAGCGUCGGAAUAAAACUCAAGAGUAGGAGGGAUGUCACCACAACGGCAAAGGUGGACCCGGCAUGGCAUUCCGUGGAUCUGAAAUAUUUGGGCAGGAUGUUGGCAAUAACGGCAGAGGGCUGGGAUGAUACAACGACAACUCUUGAAGACGGCAGCUAUACAGGAUGGGGAGCCUAUUACUUCACGUCCGCGACAUGCACCUCGAAGGAGGGUGCAACGACUGCAAUCUGCACCGGUCAAUUGUCACAUUCGACCAGCUGGUGGGAGAAAACAUCCGGCAAAGCCACGACUCUCAUUUCCUCCACAGAAACCAUUAUGCCGUACCCCACGACGCCUAAAAUCAGUGAAAUCACCAUCACGGCCACCUUUGGUAACGUCUACCCAACAGGGACCUACCUGACAAUGACCCGACCGGAUACGGCGACGCCUCAAAUCACCGCCACUGCAACAACGGGCAACGUCGCACCGACGACGUCCUCGAGCAAUGCGGCGCCUCCUAGGGCCACGGGAGAGAUGCUUGUUGGCGCAAUGGCUGCGCUUGCUGGCGGGGCGGCGGUGUUUUUCUAG
This is a messenger RNA of Pyricularia grisea, 744 nucleotides long. RefSeq lists its product as uncharacterized. NCBI's taxonomy places the organism in Eukaryota, Fungi, Ascomycota, Sordariomycetes, Magnaporthales, Pyriculariaceae. The record is from RefSeq and is a predicted model, not a curated record. The transcript has 2 exons. The coding region runs from base 1 to 744 and encodes 247 amino acids.